AUGCAUGCGAGAGAUCGUUGGUGCCCGUACGUCUUCGAUCUGGGCUUUUACGAUCCGCUAAAGUCGGGGAGCAUAGAUGGCAUAGUGGGACACGAUAUCCCACCCCACGAUAGAGCAGUUUGUAGCGCUCAAUCUUUGCGCUAUCGUCCAUCGAAGGGUGCCUUCUCAGAAAACAUCUUCAAACUCUGGAAAAAUGAGGAUGUCAUUGAAGUCUCACUCUUUAUCGGACGCCUCCAUCCAAGCGUGAAAUACGAGGAACUGCGUUCUGCGUUUUCCCGUCUUCUUGCCGAGAUAAAGAGAGCCGAGGCUGAGGUUGAGCAGCGUCGAAGCCGACGACAUCACAACCGUCAUUACAAUCGUGAUCGUUCCCCAUGGCAGCGAGAGAACAGUGGCGGCAGUAGCGCUUCCCUCUGGCCCCUAGUGAGGGUGGUAAAGCAUCCUAUUACUGGUGUAUCAAGGGGCUAUGCUUUUGCCUGGUUCGAAUCCCCUCGAGAUGCCCGUCGUGUGCUAGACACAUGGCGGGCCUCGUCCAGUCUCUUCUGUCCCAAGCGCUUCGCUCCCGGCGAUGGAAUAAAGGUCGAUUUGGCUCAAAUUUUUGGGGAUAUGCCAUGCUGGGAACAGCUUAUCGUGGAGCCCUCCUUCAGCAGGAGCCUACCAGGCUGGAAGCCACGUCGUCUGGGCGGUGGACUAGGCGGCAUGAAGGAAUCUGGGCAAUUACGUUUCGGUGGUAUUGCACGGCCCUUUCGACGGCCCUUCAGAAGUUUUCGUGAUGGGGAGGGUUGA
Messenger RNA from Hydatigera taeniaeformis, 783 nucleotides. The record is from the annotation of a GenBank genome assembly. NCBI's taxonomy places the organism in Eukaryota, Metazoa, Platyhelminthes, Cestoda, Cyclophyllidea, Taeniidae.